Molecule: messenger RNA, 927 nt
Organism: Colletotrichum gloeosporioides
Lineage: Eukaryota; Fungi; Ascomycota; Sordariomycetes; Glomerellales; Glomerellaceae
Exons: 2
Coding region: 1-927 (308 amino acids)
Molecular function (GO): protein binding
Source: RefSeq, a predicted model, not a curated record
AUGUCUGGGCUCACUACCCCGAUAGACUCGUUACCCAACGAGAUCCUGAUCGCGAUCCUGUCCUCGUUCGAGUCCCGCGCCCUGCUCCCCAUGACCCUCGUCGACCGCCGCUUCAAUGCCACAGCCACCACCAUCCUACAGCACCGUCUGCUCCACACCGCCGAGAUGAAAGGCCACGAGAUGAUGCUCGAGAGCUACCACCCAAGCGCCAAGCUGACCACCCCCUCCAUGUCGUGUCGCUUCCUGGGAGUCGACUUCCUCGACAACCGCACAUGGUCCGGCGACGACGACUUGGACCUGGGUGAUCUCUCGCAGCUCUACUCGCACUUCCGCCCGGUGGUGUCGGAGGAAACCCGGCGCAUGCGGAGGAUCUACACCCGCCGCGUGCCCGGCGCCGAGGCCCCGCAGGAAGACGCCGGCGACGAGCCAGUCACCCAAGAGCUCUGUCUGGACGAGGGCGAGCCCUUCACCCAGCUCUGCACAACAACCAGCUUGGUCAAGACUGGCCCGAGACCCGGCGUCUUCGCGAGCCACAGCAACAUCGAAGACGGUGUGGUGCGUGUCUGGAGGCAUUGGCUCGAGCGCAUGGCGGCCAAGUGCGCCAUCGCACCGGAGCAGCGGGACCAGAGCACGAUCUUGUGGGCCGAUGCCACCAAGAACGUAGGACUGCGCUUCCGCGUAACACAGGUCGCACAGGAGCAGGCGCCCAUCCUCCACUCGAGAGACGAGGAUCCGCCUGUGACCUAUUCUCUUCGCUACGAAGGUGAGCUCCCACGACUCAAGCCGUCACAUGUGAGAGAAGCAAAGCAGCUGACAAUGACAUCAGAGUUGCUGGUUCGCACAAGCCAAGUGUUGCUGGCCAUGGAGAAGUCAGCAGUGCAGGAGAUUGUCGACUCAGGUAAAGCAAUCGUCAUAGCUUCUUAUUGA